Messenger RNA from Aphanomyces astaci, 787 nucleotides. RefSeq lists its product as hypothetical. Bases 371 to 709 code for a protein of 112 amino acids. The transcript has a single exon. NCBI's taxonomy places the organism in Eukaryota, Oomycota, Saprolegniomycetes, Saprolegniales, Verrucalvaceae. The record is from RefSeq and is a predicted model, not a curated record.
CAAGAAGAAAGCAUAAAUAGAACCACAAGUUAGGCGGUGGUGGUGGUCACAGAGCACAAACUCUGACGGUCCAGGUGCCACCCCUGGAGUGUGAGUUUGAGGCGGCUUUUGUGGGUUACGUUGACAAACUGGCGCCGAAUCGUGUCGUCGUCGAGGCCCAGGAAGGUCUCCAACGCUCGGAGGAAGGUGCAAUUGCUGGAAGGAGGACGUGCACUGGAUGCUGUCGAAUACGUUCGGGAACUGUCAAACAGGUCGGGGCGGUAGAUCUGCAGUUUCGAGAGCACGGUGGUGACGAAGUACGACAGCGCACGUUUGCGGGUUUGCAAGAGCACUGGCGAGUGCCGACGACGGAAAAAGUCCUUCUUCGGAAAUGGAAUGCAUUGCACGAUGGGGUGCAUGGUCCAGAACGGGCACGAUCCUUGUACACAAGUACACGCGGCGCGGUGCUGGCCAUCCGACACGCGAAGCAACGUUUGGUACAAGCGCCGCCACUCCGAGUACGUCUUGGCGACGGUGUGCGACGGCAACGUGCCGAGGGAGUGAGCAAAGGGACCAACGUUUGGUCGAAUCAAUACGACAUACGCUGGUGAAUAGGACACGUCGUCUACGUCCACCACGUCUGCGUGGAUGUCUCGCAGGAUGCAAACACUUGCGGAUGAGCUACGGAGGCAUGUGGAGGACAUCUCGGAGGAACGAAGUGCGACGGUAGUGAUUGUGGUUGGCGGCGGCGUCCUUUGCGUCCGUCGUGGCAGGCGGGAUCGUCGACCUUGGUCUAUCGACAGAGUGG